GAGCACAACCCACUCUUUCACUAGACUUGGCAAAUCUGAUCAAUAAUCGAUUACCCAACUCAAGACACAAACUCUACUAAAAAAUCAUCGUUCCUCCCUAAUCCAUACCCAACUUGAUCGAAUUCGACUUGACAAUCAGUGUUUCCAAUAGUGAUUAUAUUUAUUUAAAUAAGAUUUUCAACAAUAUUUCCGGAUAUGACCCAACCUAACAUGAACAGAUCGAUCUCAACAUGUAAUAAAUGACCCGACCCAACCCGACCCGACCCGAGUUGACCAAUUACCUUUCCACUAUUUCCUUCAAAAAUAAAAAAAAUAAAAAAUAAAAACCGUACACUAAUAAUCUAUAUCGAAGCCCAAAACAUUGCAAACUCAAAUAUGGUGAACCACUUUUGAGCAUCACCCUCUUAAGUCUUAACCAUGUCAAUAUCAAUUUCUAGCACCUGUUCACCGCUUUCAUGGCGAAACUACUGUCACCCAACUCCCAAACUCAUGGCCCGUGCCACAUUUUUAAGGCAUGGGAGCAGCAGCAGCAGUAAUCAAACCCUUCAAUUCAACUCCUCUACACCAGAUUCUUCGUUCACCCAACGAUUUGGGCUUCGCAUUUCUGGGGCUAAAUUGGGAUUUUGCGUUCGAGCUGAGAAUGGUGGAGGAGAGAGAAAGAGAAGUGAGCAAGAAAUUGAGGAUGAAGAAUUGGAAGAAUUGAGGGGAAAAAGCACAAUGCCUGAUAGAUUUAGGUACUUGACUAAGGAAGUUCCUUCUCCCCCUCUUCGUUGGCCUUGGUUUGUAGCGCUAGCAUUUCUCAUCUAUACUUGGAGAUCAGUCUUGUGGGAACUUUCCAAUUGGAAAAAGCUCGUAGCGAAUAUUUUCCAUUUUAUCGGAUACCUAUCGAAACUUGUCUUGGCUCUCAUAUUCCAUUUCAUAGGUGACCCAAUCUCCUACACAAUUCUCUUUUUUGAGACUGCAGUUCAUGCAGUCCGUUCCUUUUACUCCAGCAUAGCGACAUCUGCUCCAAUACCAGAAUUAACCUCAAUCAUUAUGCUCGCUUCUAUUGUACUUGCAAUUGGAGAAGUAGCUUCUCCAAACUCAAUAAAGUGCCAACCCUAUCUUCUUACUGCAGCUGGGAUUAUUGGUUAUGGGGCAGUGAGAGGUUUCAUCAUUGAACCAGUGUUCUGGUUGAUGCUUGCUGGUCUUUUCAGCUUUUCCCGAUUAUUUAAAAAUAGGGAUAAUGUUUCUUCUGCAUUACCUGUAGCAACUGUAUUGGCCUCUGUUGGUGAGCCAUGGGUUAGAGUUUUAGCGAUAAUAUCCUUUACAGCAUUGGCUAUUCAUUACCAUUCUAAAAAUCUUGCAGAAGGAAAUGAAGUAGCUGAAGUUACUUCCUCCAGGGGAAAAGUUCCAUUUCCUUUGUUGGGUGUCGCAUUAGCCAUUGUAAUUCGUGUUGCUGCUAAGUGGGCUGGCUAUCGCCAUUUGACAUGGAUGGUUGUGUAGUUAAUGUGGAGAAAAUUUCAAGCUCUUGGGCUUACUAGAAGAAAAUUUCGUGAUCUUAGCUUGGCUUUGCAACUUUAUGUGCUUCAUUUAGCUGUCCGAAUAUGGUAGUCAUUUUCUUAAUACAGCCUUGAUCAUUCCUUCUGGCUAUAUUACAGAUGUAAAUGUUUACAUUGUAGCUUGUACUUGGCAAUUUUUAGCAACUUUUUACGAAAUAGUUUGUUAGAGGGGCUUGUAUGAUAUGAGUUCCCUCCAGUCAGAAUUAAAAAUGAUAGCCCAACAAUUUGGAAGAAGAAAAAAAAUCAAGGUUAAAAAAAUUCUUCAUUGAAAGAGCAUGGAGCCAUGGAAACUUCACAUAAUACUUUUUGAUCCAUUUGGUAAAGUAUGCACUAUGUACGAGUA
This is a messenger RNA of Chenopodium quinoa (quinoa), 1884 nucleotides long. RefSeq lists its product as uncharacterized. Lineage: Eukaryota; Viridiplantae; Streptophyta; Magnoliopsida; Caryophyllales; Amaranthaceae. The transcript has 2 exons. The record is from RefSeq and is a predicted model, not a curated record. Bases 418 to 1485 code for a protein of 355 amino acids.